This is a messenger RNA of Toxorhynchites rutilus septentrionalis, 1333 nucleotides long. RefSeq names its product TOX high mobility group box family member 3-like. NCBI's taxonomy places the organism in Eukaryota, Metazoa, Arthropoda, Insecta, Diptera, Culicidae. The record is from RefSeq and is a predicted model, not a curated record. Bases 108 to 878 code for a protein of 256 amino acids. The transcript has 2 exons.
CGUGAGAUAUAUAUUUAUAUAAAAUGAAGACGUGAUUUGCUUUCGCUAUUAGUCCAUCUCAAGCAAUAAACGGCUCAACGUCACAAAAAAUAGGCAGCGUCCGCAGAAUGAGUGAUAACACGAUGUCACUGUUGAAGUUAUUCCUAUUCUUAUCGUCGAUACUGUGUGCAUGUGGGCAGUCAACAGAAACUGCUACCAAUACUCCAGAGACCAGCACAGUCAGUGCCGAGGACAUUUAUAACUUGAACGAAGAAGAUUUCAAACUGUGGCUGUCCGGAGGAAACCCAAAGGCUUGGGAGACAAGCACACCACGUGUCACCACCACAACAAUGAGCUCAACCGAUAAUAGUGUUUUCACCGAACAAACCACACCUCGGCAGGAAGAAAUAACACCCCAACAACCAAUCAUCCCAACGGCGCCCGGUCCUGUAACUGACAACACCGAUCAAGGAUACUUCUAUCAUCGAGUCGAAGACAUUGCUAGUCAAAUUACACCUUUAGGACCGGAAGGUAAUUACCCAGACAACCAGAUAAUCAGAAUACCAUUGGUGGGUGUCGCACAUCACACCCAAAUUGUAUACAACGAUCAACAACAACGGUGGCGGCAGCAGCAGCAGCAUCAACAUCAGCAGCAGGAACAUAAUCAUCGACAGCAUCAUCAGCAACAAUCUUUUUGGAAUAAUCCUCAGCUCAACGCGGUUUUCUUGAAUCAGAAUCAACCUCAACAGCAACAUCAGCAAUUCCAGCAUCAUCAGUACCAGUUUCCACAAUUCAAUACAGCUGUAGUGUCCCAACAAGUUCCCCAACCGUACUACUAUGGGCCACCCACUAGCUAUGGGACAGGUUUUGCGAAUUCUUUUGCCGUAAAUCAUUAUUGAAGUGCUAACGGGUUAACAAGCUGACUGUGUUACGAUUUUAGCUCAAUUUUGGUAGUAACUAUAGUUUCUUAAAUUCUGAAACAGAGCCUUCGCGGGAAACACAACCGGUCCAGUAUCAAUCGAUAAAAGUCCUUAGUGAAUGUGACAUGAUUGAUUGGAUUGAUUGAUGAGGUUCAUUUACUGGCAGAAUUUAUGAAUAUUGUUAAAUAUUAGAAUAAGGGGUAAUAUCAGUGGGGGCUGUAUAUACUUAUAUAACUGCAGUUUUGUUUGUGUGUGUACAUAUUUGCAUAAUAAUUUAUUAUUAUUUUAUUGUCCAUGCGGAAACUAUCAAUUGAUCGUUCAGGAUAAAAAAAAUUAUUCCAAAUAUUUCGGUGAUGAAAAAAAACCUAAGGAAACUAUUUCUGAAAAAAUGCAAGACCAAAAAAAUAGUCAAUAAAUGAUAUUGUACAUUAGAA